UUUGUUGCCGCAAAGCAAAACUAAAAUAUAAUACAAUAAUUAAUAAGAAACAGCAAAUUGCAAGUGCUUAAUAAUGACAAAGGCUGCAGAUGUUGGUACACAUGACGUCGAAAUGGAGGUGGAUGCUACAGUUGAAACCUUAGCGGAUGAGAAAAAAAAUCAAGAUCUUGCCACAGUGCAGGAAAUACGUGAACAAAUAAAACAAAUUGAAAAGUCUGUCGCCUCGAAGGAAUCGCGUUUUAUAUUGCGUGUGCUGCGUAACUUGCCCAAUACACGACGCAAGCUGAACGGAGUUGUAUUCCGCAAUUUGGCACAAAGCAUUUAUCCAGUGGGCGCAGAGCGUGAAGCUGCACUUGCAUUGACACCAGCAUUAGACAAGGAUGCCACUGAGCUCCCAGAUGUAGUCAAGAAGCAGGUGGCCACCAAGGCUCCUAUUGCUGAAGUUGAUGCUUAUUUCUAUUUAUUGCUGCUUGUUAAGCUCAUCGACGCUGGCGAUUUAAAGCGUUCGGGCACUUGUGCAGAUGCUUUGAUGUCCAAGAUAUCCAUACAGAAUCGUCGUACAUUGGAUCUUAUUGGCGCCAAGUCAUAUUUCUAUUAUUCGCGCGUAGCGGAGCUAAACAAUGCUUUAGAAGGCAUACGCGCCUUCCUCCACGCUCGCCUGCGCACGGCAACGCUGCGCAACGACUUUGAGGGACAGGCUGUGUUGUUAAACUGCCUGCUGCGCAAUUAUUUGCAUUAUGCGCUGUACGAUCAGGCGGAUAAGCUGGUAAAGAAGUCCAUCUAUCCGGAGUCAGCCAGCAAUAAUGAGUGGGCUCGUUUCCUGUACUACUUGGGACGCAUUAAGGCUGCCAAGCUGGAGUAUAGCGAUGCUCACAAGCAUCUGGUUCAGGCGCUGCGCAAAUCACCGCAACAUGCAGCCAUUGGUUUCCGUCAGACAGUACAAAAGCUCAUCAUUGUAGUGGAGCUGCUGCUGGGCAACAUACCUGAGCGUGUGGUGUUCCGUCAAGCAGGCUUGCGUCAGUCGCUGACGCCUUACUUCCAGCUAACUCAAGCAGUGCGUCUGGGAAAUCUAAAGCGUUUUGGUGAUGUUGUCUCGCAGUACGGACCCAAGUUCCAGCUGGAUCACACAUUUACUUUGAUCAUACGCUUGCGUCACAAUGUCAUCAAGACUGCUAUUCGUUCCAUUGGACUGUCAUAUUCGCGCAUCUCACCGCAGGAUAUUGCCAAGCGAUUGGUACUUGACUCUGCGGAGGAUGCCGAGUUCAUUGUGGCUAAGGCCAUACGCGAUGGUGUGAUUGAAGCGACACUAGAUCCGGCACAGAACUUCAUGCGCAGCAAGGAGAGCACUGAUAUUUAUAGCACGCGCGAGCCGCAGCUAGCUUUCCAUGAGCGCAUCUCAUUUUGCCUUAAUCUGCACAAUCAGAGCGUCAAGGCUAUGCGCUAUCCACCCAAGUCGUAUGGCAAAGACCUGGAGAGCGCAGAGGAGCGUCGUGAACGUGAGCAGCAGGAUCUGGAGUUAGCUAAGGAAAUGGCCGAAGAUGAUGAAGAUGGUUUUUAAGCACACUGCGUGUGUUGUUUUGCAUAAAUCUGUAAACAUAUUCAUAGCUGUCUAA
This is a messenger RNA of Drosophila busckii, 1613 nucleotides long. It is a transcript of the gene Rpn3, whose product is annotated as probable 26S proteasome non-ATPase regulatory subunit 3. Bases 74 to 1558 code for a protein of 494 amino acids. The record is from RefSeq and is a predicted model, not a curated record. The transcript is spliced from 2 exons. NCBI's taxonomy places the organism in Eukaryota, Metazoa, Arthropoda, Insecta, Diptera, Drosophilidae. Gene Ontology annotation, molecular function: enzyme regulator activity. Gene Ontology annotation, biological process: regulation of protein catabolic process; ubiquitin-dependent protein catabolic process. Gene Ontology annotation, cellular component: proteasome regulatory particle, lid subcomplex; proteasome complex.